Euleptes europaea (tarantolino) is the source of this 1172-nucleotide messenger RNA. It is a transcript of the gene KCNJ10, whose product is annotated as potassium inwardly rectifying channel subfamily J member 10. Lineage: Eukaryota; Metazoa; Chordata; Lepidosauria; Squamata; Sphaerodactylidae. Gene Ontology annotation, biological process: potassium ion import across plasma membrane; regulation of monoatomic ion transmembrane transport. The record is from RefSeq and is a predicted model, not a curated record. Gene Ontology annotation, cellular component: plasma membrane. Gene Ontology annotation, molecular function: inward rectifier potassium channel activity. The transcript has 2 exons. Bases 36 to 1172 code for a protein of 378 amino acids.
GGUCAGCUCUUCUUCACAUCUCCCCCAGACUCAAGAUGACUUCGGCUACAAAAGUUUACUACAGCCAGACGACGCAGACUGACAGCCGCCCCCUGAUUGGUGCUGCCCUGCGCAAGAGGCGGGUGAUGACGAAGGACGGGCGGAGCAAUGUGAAGAUGGAGCACAUCGCUGACAAGCGGUUCCUCUACCUGAAGGACCUGUGGACCACCUUCAUCGACAUGCAGUGGCGCUACAAGCUGAUCCUCUUCUCGGCUUCCUUUGCAGGGACCUGGUUCAUCUUUGGCGUCAUCUGGUACCUUGUGGCUGUGCUGCACGGAGACCUGUUGGAGUUCGAUCCUCCCGCCAACCAUACCCCGUGCGUCAUGCAGGUCCACACGCUCACUGGGGCCUUCCUUUUCUCCCUGGAGUCCCAGACCACCAUCGGCUACGGCUUCCGCUACAUCAGCGAGGAGUGCCCGCUGGCCAUCGUCUUGCUCAUUAGCCAACUGGUCCUCACCACCAUCAUGGAGAUCUUCAUCACGGGCACUUUCUUGGCCAAGAUUGCCCGGCCUAAGAAGAGGGCGGAAACCAUCAAGUUUAGCCAGAAUGCGGUGGUGGCUCAGCACAAUGGCAAGACGUGUCUAAUGAUCCGGGUGGCCAACAUGCGCAAAAGUCUGCUCAUCGGCUGCCAGGUGACCGGCAAGCUCCUCCAGACCCACCUCACCAAAGAAGGGGAGAAUGUCCAACUCAACCAGGUCAACGUGCACUUCCAGGUGGACACCUCCUCUGACAGCCCCUUCCUCAUCCUGCCCCUCACCUUUUACCACAUAGUGGACGAAAACAGCCCCUUCCGGGACAUGGCCCUGCGCACGGGCGAAGGAGACUUUGAACUGGUGGUCAUUCUCAGCGGCACCGUGGAGUCGACUAGCGCCACCUGCCAGGUGCGCACCUCCUACCUCCCUGAGGAGAUCCUCUGGGGCUACGAAUUCACCCCCGUCAUUUCUCUCUCGGCCAGUGGGAAGUACGUCGCCGAUUUCAGUCUCUUUGAGCAGGUGGUCAAAGUUGCACCCCCUUGCUGCCUCUAUGAGACCGUACGAUAUGGAGACCCCGAAAAACUGAAGCUGGAGGAAUCCUUUCGGGAGAAGGCCGAGAGGGGAAGCAGCCCGCUAAGUGUUCGGAUCAGCAACGUUUGA